AUGUUAAAAGUCUUAAUACUAACUAUCGCCUUUACAUCUGUUAUUUGCACAGGAAGUUACGAAGCAAUUGAUGUCGAUGAAUAUUUUUCAGAAUAAAGAAAUGAUGAAAUUUAUGCAGCAGCCAGAUUAAAGUUGGAUUAAACUAUUCCCUAGGAUUUUCAAUUUUUAAAGGUUGAAUCUAUAGAGAGAUAAAUUGUUGCCGGGUUCAAUUAUAAAUUCUUUGUCACCUUCAAAAAUGAAUAAAGCAUACAUUUAUAUGUCGUUCGUAUCUAUUAAGACUUGUAAAACAAUCUUUAGGUUUAUGAACCAGAACUUAUUAACCAGAAAGAGUAUCUUUGA
Molecule: messenger RNA, 339 nt
Organism: Paramecium tetraurelia
Lineage: Eukaryota; Ciliophora; Oligohymenophorea; Peniculida; Parameciidae
Exons: 2
Source: RefSeq, a predicted model, not a curated record